UUGCAAAAAUGAUGAUAUUACACUAUUAAAACUUAAUUUACAACUUGACGCUGUAAUAAUCAUCAAAUCAUCCUAUACGGAUCUUGAGCAGGUCAGAUCGUGGUGGUAACUUUUUAAAUUUUUUCUCUAUGAUAUUGCUUUCAAUCACCAGAUGGCGGGUCAUACUACUGGUGAAAGCCGAAAGCAUCUCAACCUGUUGCUGUUUACGGAAGCUGUUUAUCUGCUCCGCAGUCACUCAGGACGACAACAGGAAACAUGAGGCUGCCGCCGCUGUCUGGGGGGCUGGCCUCGCGGUAAUGACUGGAGUCAGGUAACCACUGGACAAACCGACUCCCCCCCCCCCCUCACUGUCGGGUUCAGUCACGAAAGGAGGCGUUGAGCGCGGAUUCUGCGAUGCCGCGACCCUGACUCUGAAAUAAACUUCAGAGACCUCUAAAAGUUUCGGGACAUUUUACGACGCGUCGACCGGCGCUCGCGGGACUAGCCUCGCGCUUUCGGAGCCCGCCAGGCACCGCGGAGGCUACUCAGGUGUUCAGCCACACGAGGAAGGAGUUUGCGUCGAAUUUAGCUCUUCUUGUCGCACAAUUCACAGAACUGGUAGGAGGAAUUCUCCCUCUUUUUUCUUUUUUUUUUCGCUAUUUUGUCGUGUGUCCAGUAUCUCCACUGUUCUACUUGGUUUCGUUUUCCUUCUUCAGUUUAUUGGACCUAGACUCCCAAGUGGCCAAGUCUGAACAGGCUGCUAUUCUAGGCGCUCUCCUGGAGCCAUGAUGAGACACAAGCCUCCACUCCCUACGGAGGCUUAUACUGUGCCAGGAUGGAUGAGGCAGAGAAGUACAAACAGCGCCUGGAGGCCAUUGCUGAGAAGCGUCGGCAGCAGGAUGAGCAGGACAGAGCCAGGAGAGAGAUGGAGGAUGAGAAACUCAGACUACAGCAGCUCAAGAGGAAGUCGCUAAGGGACCAGUGGUUGAUGGAAGGAGCUCCCUUGUCCCCGGCCUUCCCAGACGCCCAGAGCCCUUGCUCCCAUCUGAGGGACUCCCAGGCCGAGGAAAUUGAAAAGCACAUUGACAAGUUGCAGUCAGAGAGUCAGCGGUUGGCAGAGGAGAAAGAGAAGGAACAGAUGGAGGAUGGCCAAAUGCAGGAGGCAGUGAAAGUGUCAGAGGCUGGAGCAGAAAUGGUCCAAGAUGUUGUUGUGCAGAACGGAGAAAAUAAUGCAACAGCAUCAGAAACAACUGAAGAUGAAGUGAAAACAAACAAAAGCCCACUACUGGAUGAAACUGCAGUUGUCUUAACCAAUGGUGGAGGAGACUUGGACGCAGAAACCAGUCACAAGGCUUCAGAGCAGGGUAUUCAGUCUAAUAGCAACGGACCCAUCAGCGUUACUGAAGGUGUUGUUAACAUGAAGUUGGAACCUGGGUUGAGCCUUGGUGUUUCUGGGGCAGAGUCUGAUCGUGUUCAAGAUGUCAACAUUAAUGAGGAGGAAGAAGAAGGAACUCUGGUGAUAAGAGCAGAAUGUGUGAUCAUCACAGAUGAAGGGGAUUAUGUACCACAGGAUCUUAGACCACAGGAAGAUCAGCAGGAGGCCAUGCAGUCAGAGGAAACCCCUCUGCCAAAUCAAGAAGCAGGCAAUGAGAGAGGGGGGGCUGUGGAGGAGGUAAUAAAAACAGAAGCAGCUCUAAAAUCUUUCACACAACCAGAGAAGAGUGAGGAAACUGAACCCACUGCAGAGGCACAACCAGCGACUGGAGAUGGAAACGUGGAAGGUGACGUAAAGACAAACGAAAAUGGAGAUGGAGAGACAAAAGCUGAAGGACAGGACAAAAAAUCUGAAGAUCGAACCUCGGUGCAAUUGCAGUCCCCAGCUGCUGUUCUAGAGGGCACUACAGUGCCUUCAGUGCCAGUCUACUCUGAGGCACAACCCUCCACUCUCACCCCCAAGGCUGAGGGUGAAGCUGCAAUGUCACCAGGGGGGGCUGAGGCAGCAUUAAAAGCACAAGAUCGUUCCACCAUGCCUGGUCAGUUUCAGGAGGUGCCCCUGGCUGAUCCCCAAGAAAACCAGAGGACAGAGGUUGGGCUGGGGGAGCAGGAACCCCUUCUGUCACAGGCCAAAGCCCCCAACGCUCAAGCAAAGCCAGCAGCUACUAACAGCCCAGCAAACAAAGAGACACACAGCCCAACCAGAGGUAGCCAGGGAGAGGAGACUGAAGCACCCAAAGGCAGAGCAUGCCAGUGCUGCUCUGUCAUGUAAAUGCCCUUUCUGUUCAUUCAUUUCCUUUCCUCCUUCAGUCUGCCAGUAUCCUUCAGUCUCUCUCUCUGCCUUUGAAUUCAUAACACACUCCUUCCCCAAUCUCUUUUUUUUUUUAUGCACCCAUCCUUUUUUGAAUCAGUAUGUCCACAAGCUACUUACCUUCCUUCCACUACCCUCUGUCAACAUUCCAUGUAUUUUUCUUGAAACUUCUUCAUCCCACUCUUGAGCCUUGAUACUCCAAGAGGAAGUAAGCUCUCUCCAACAUGAAGAGAGGGGAGGUAUGGCCCGGGGAGGUAUGUUUAAGUGCCUUGAGGAGCUUGCUACCCGGGACCAACCUUUUAAAUUCUUGUCACACAAAGUUUGAGUUUGAUUUAAUUUUCUUGGUAAGCAGAUUAGCCAGCCAAGCUACAUAGAACUGUAAAAGCCACAAUUUUGCUGUUAAGCAAAAACAGACUUAAAAUGUAUUAUUUUAAAUAGUUUUAUCUACAUGUGUAAUACAUCAGAUAUUUUUCAUAAUCUAAAUAUGAGAUGAAACUGGAAAAGUCCUACGAUCCCAAGAGGUUCAGAGAGGAUAUUGUUCUAAUUUAAUGACUUUAAAGCUGAAUUAUUUUGAUUUUACUCUUUUAUUAGAGAGAUUUUAAUCCAACUAUAGGGCCUGAACAUUAUAAUACAGGUUUUGGCAGUAUACGGACUAUUAGUAUGAAAGCAGUAGCAUGCACCAGUGAAUAUUUUGUGGGCCACUGUCAAGUUUAAAAGAGAAAUUAUUUUAAAUUACCUGAAAGUAUGAAUUUUUUAUUUUUACCAAACGCUUUUGAAUAGGGGUCCAGCACUCCUGACACAGCUCUGUGCGUGGAUGUAUAUACUGUAUACGGAGAGCAUGUGGAAAUUAAAGAGUGUCUGAGAUGUUUUGAAACAUAGUUUUGAAAUGAUUGAUGGAUGGUUUAAUGAUUAAACUUACAUUUGUCAUUGAACAUUUGACAUACUGGAUGUUCAUCUAGCCUUUCUGUUCCUCAAACAGUGGCUCUGUCCCAAAACCAAAACAUUGCUUCAUGCAGAAGAAACACACUGGAUAAUGUUUAACCAUUUGUUUCAUAAUGCUGUUUAUUUCUUAGUUCAGGGUUAUGAAUUAAUCAGAAAGUUCUCAGAGCAGAUUCAAGCCAAAGACCAUAGUUCUUCGUGGUUUAUUAUAUACACGGUCCAUGUAAGACACCACGUAGAGAAAGAACAGUGAAUUAAAUGAUCCCACCAUCAGUGUUCCAAACAAAAAACUGAAAGCAAGUGCACUCUGAACAAACUGUGUAAAAGCUUUUAAAAGUGAAUCAUUUGUAUACAUUACAGCAGUAUUGUGAUGAUUUGUGAACAUUCAACUUUAAUUGCGGUAAAUGUUCCCCUGAAGGGAAGAAGGGAAUGAACAAGAAUCCAUGAGAGAUUCUGCAGACAGAGCAGGAUCACAGAGACUGAGCUCAGGAGACAAUGUGCCUGAUGUUCCUUGCAACGUACUUCAAAAAUCCUCCACUUAUGCAAGUGUAUAUGGAGCUUGUCGAAGCAGUAUGAGGUCCCAGCAGUGUCUCUGCCAGCUCUUUUGGUAGUUCUAUGGCUAACAGCAGGGUCCUCUCAAGGGCCAGACCAGAACUUGAGUCCUUGGGGAAAAGGAUGCAGCAGUGUGUCCUGUAACCCUGAAGUCCUACUGAGCAGAGAACUCGCAGAGGGUCUUGUCCAACAACAGUGGGAUUUCAGAGAAUCAUCACAUGUGGAGCCAUUACCUCUCUAAAAUGGUUCUAUUUACGGUUAGAUGCAUAGUUGCAUAUUGCCGUGUGCUGUACAGACCCACCUCACAGUUUAUUUGUGUACAGAUAAUCUUGAUACAUUAGACAACUUGAGCUUGAUAUGCAGGUUCAGUAGCUUUUUUUCUUCGGUUUUGAAAAUUCUUUUCUUGGUGCAAUUUCAUCAUCAAUGAAGCAGCCACUAAAGUAAAAAUGUGUGCGUAAGACAAAAAUAUUUGCGAAUGACAGAUUUGUACAAAAAUUCUUUAUUUAAUGUUUUGAUUAUCAGUAAUUGAAGGCUUUUUAAAAAGGUUAUAUGCAUAUUAGCGUAAUAUAGCAUUUCUGCUGCACACGGUAGUGCGAAAAGCUACCAAAAACAAUCAUAAAGGUCAUACCCUGCAGGGUGGUAUUCACUCUUAAUCUCUUUGUUCAACCAAGCAGUGAAAUACUAAUGGUAUCUAUACUGACUCUCAGUUUAACUGUUUAUAUAUAGGUUUCUAAAGUGUGUCUAAUUACAAGCAUAAAGCAAUGGAUCUAAAGGAAAAGAUUGUGUGCACUGUUGCAACAGUGAUACUGAUGUUUUGGCUGUUGGCAAAAGCUGGUGAUUAACAUUGGCUUAAAUCCCAGAUUCACUGAAUUAUUCCACUAAAAACUGACCAUUCCCAGAAAUUGUCCUUUGCUGUAUCAACAUUGCAAAAACAAAGUUGGGUAUUGUGAAACUGGAACUUUCUAAUCCAAAUUUUUCACUGUGAAACCAAAUAAUUUGAGUUGAAAACUGCAGUGCAAGUUAGACUAGGUAGAAAUAUUCUAAAUGAAUUCAAGUGAGUGCAUCACGGUUUAUAGUGAUUUCAACAAAUACAGCACACACACAAGAUACUGAAGUUGUAGCUCUCAAGGGUUUUAUUGCCUGCUGUUUACAAUAUCAGAGUUACAGUGAACUCAUUACAAUAUUACAAGGAAGAGAGUACACACAAAAUUUCACAGAGCAUAGAUCCUCAUAGUCAUAGUCAGAGCAGAGUACGCUCUUAGUAUUGUGAAAUUGGACUUCUCUGAUACUAUAAAACGAGAAGAGCCCCUAUGCUUGCACCACUUUCAGACACUGCAGUGUAUCUGAGUCUAGAUGUACAGUCAUAUGAUUUCAACAUUCGGAAACAUGUCUGCUGUUUGUGUCAUGGUUCUCCUCUGCUUGGUGUCUCUGAGCCAUUCAUUUCCUCUGACCUGUGACAACUUGGUCCAGCCUGUGGAUCAAUUGGAUCCUCGUAAUUUGGAGGGAAGAUGGGCUUUAGUUGCAGGCAGUCUGAAAAUCAAUCAGGCUGAAAUGCCUCCAAAAAUAAGUGAUAGCACAAGAAUUGAUUUCUACAACUCAACCUACAUCCAAGCCUCUCUUUUUGGUAACAUGUGCAAUUACCAUUCGCAGGACAUCUCAUUAGAGGGCCACAGCUUUAACUUUAGCAUUGGACAGAGCUUUAACUUCAGUGGGACCUUCUUCAAAACCUCCUGUCCAGAUUGUGUGGUGUUGAGCUUGGUCGUGGACUCACCAAAUUAUAAGACAGUGGAAUUGUACCUCUUCAGCAAAAGGAGGGAGGUGGACCAGAAGCAGCUGGAGGAGUUCAUCACUCUAGUGGAGUGUCUGAAAAUGCCUAAACAUUUUUUGAUGGAUCCUACCAAGGGGCUUUGUCCAGGCCAGACCGCUGCUGCAGCUCAGACUGAGUAGUAAACGAAGUCUUAGACUGUGGUACAUGAUAUCUGUUCAAAGUAUGAAGAAAAUGUGUGUUGAUAAAGAAAACACAAGAUGUUUUGAGUCUUAUCCUUCCUGCUGUACGUGGUAAUCAAGAUAACCCAAUAAAAAAUGUUUUAAAAAUUAGUGAGUAAUGACUCAUUUGAAUUGUAUUUAAAUCAUCUGGAGUGACCAUAAGGCACUCAGAUUUUACUUGCAACAGUACAACAGUAGAUUUGUAUUUAUGGUACAGUGUUAGGUUUCAGGUUUACAGACACAGAUGAAAAAGACCAUCUAGAAUGUGUAAAAGAGGCUAGUUUGGAAAGGGAGCAGAAGUUCUGCUUUUGCAUUUUGAUUUUGCUUUGUUUGUUAGCAAUAAUACACCAUGGGAAAACAGUAACACUCACCAGUUUGUUAUUCUAGUAACUUAAGCACAUUUGCUAUCUCUACACUUUGGCUCUGGUGUCCCUCAACACCAUCUUUUCCUUGAAGACAGUGCAGAUUAGGGGGAAGCAGGAUAGGUUAAGGGCAUCAAUUGACCUCUCAAAUAUACAUUUAAUACUUUGAAAAUAAUCAUGAAAAUAUACUUUGUGAAACCACCAGUCACCUCAGAUGUCAACAAAUGAAAGCUUUUAGGGAUAAAACAGGAUGAAAAAAGAUUUUAAAAAAUGAAUUCGGAAACCUUGAUGAAUUCACUUCAUCUUAACAAUAAAUUAUCUAAAAUAACAUAAAAAAAUUAAGGUGUAUAUAACAACUACAACAACAAUUGUUAAAGAUUAAUACCUAGUAAAAUAUAAGUAUUCCAGUAAAAACACAAAAAGUAAAACUGGGGUUUUUUUGUUUGUUUGUUUUUAAUGUGUCAAUAUGUGACUAACCAUGACCCUACAUCAUUACCAAAGGUUAGAGAGCACCAGUGUAAACAAUAAGUAAUAUUGCAAAACUGAAGGUUUUCUGAUUCAGCUAUAAAACCAGGAUGCAUCUUUACUUCAAACACUGUCAGCUGGACCCUUCCAUGCAACUGAGAAUUGAUAUAAAUAUCCAAACAACGAGACAACACACAUACACAGACAUGUUUGCUGUAUUUGCCGCUGUUCUCUGCUUGGUUUCUGUGAGCCAUUCAGCUCCUCUGACUUGUAAAAACGUGAUCCGGCAUUUAGACCAUCUGGAUCCUCAUGAGUUGGAGGGAAGAUGGGUCAUAGUUGCAGGCAGUCUGAAUGAGUCAUUCGCUGAAGAUAUCGUAAAAAAAAGAGAGGGUAUAACUAUUGAUUUCUACAACUCCACAGUCACUGAAGCCUUCCAUUUAAGUGACCAGUGUGAGUAUUAUCUCUUCCAAAUCUCAAUUGAAGGCCUAAUCUUUCACUUAACAUCGAAGACCUUGAACUUUACUGGGACCUUCUCCCAAGUGUCCUGUUCAGACUGUUUGGUGGUAAACCUGGAGACAACAAAUUAUAAUUCACCGGAGAGGUACCUGCUCAGCAGGAGGAGGGAGGUAGAGGAGACGGCGAUGGAGGACUUCAGAGUUCAAAUGAUGUGUACGAACAUGCCUCCACCUUUUGUGAUGGACCCUACCAAGAACCUUUGUCCAGAAGCGUCUGCAGUCGUUUAAACUGCCAAGAAAACAGAGGGACAAGAAAAUUGAGAAACAAUGACAAGACAAAUAGGCAUGUGGUGUUGAUCAAUUGUACAUCAGUAUCAGUGGAUGUUUUGUGGAUAUGUUAAAUUGCCUUUCUUUUCUACUUUUCCAAUUGUUCAUGCACAAGACCAACAUGUCACAAUCAAAAAAUGCUACAAGACUUUUUUUUUUUUAAUGAAUUUUCUCUUUUAUUUCAUUAAGCAGACCUAUCCCUAAAUGUAAUGGGAGAGAUUGUGAGAUUGUAGGAGAAAUUGUGUAUUGGAAACCAUCACACAUGUAUUUCUUACUUUUUUAGUUGAGCUGUAACUAGAAAUAAAGUAGUUUUUAAGAUGCAACUUUUUGAAAAGAGUUUCUUUUUCAUUUCAUUUGGUGAUACUUUGCUAAUUUUGACUGUCACCUAAUGUUAACCAUUGAGCUUAUUCAUCCCUCAGACAUGCUGUACAUAACAUAACUAACACAAAAGGAUAUUGCUGCAGAUAAUACAGGAUAGAUGACUAAAAAUCUUUUUGCAAAGACUUAAAUGCCCUCUGGUAUUAAAAGGCAAAGAUUUGAUCCUGGCAUGCUCAUUUAGAAGUACUGACAUUUUAAAAACUGAAGUUAAUACAAACUGUAUUGUAAUUUUGAUAAUGCCUUUGCUUGAAACUAAUAAGCUUGCAGUGAAUUUAUAGCAAAUCUAUUAAAGGUGUGGAACAGAAAGCAGGACAAUGAAGCAGACAACAGAGGUAAGGUAAAAAGGCAGUUUACUUGGUAUUGGUUUGGAAAGAAAAUUAAGAAACAGCUAAAAAAUGGGAAGCCUCCUCUACAUACAACAAUUAACAAGCAGUUACCUAAUCUCCAUGGAUUUUGGCUGAAAAUACAGCCUUCACUGAUUUUAUCACCUCUAGCUAGCUAGAGUAAGCUAAUGCUGUCAUAGGCUAAAGCUACAUGUCCCAGGCAAAAAGUAAUCUUUCACAGCUAAUGAUUCAUAGAAGACAUGGAUAUAAAGAAGCACCAUUGUUUCCCACUGUAAUGUACAGUAUUUUUUUUAUAUAAACGUACUUAAGAUGAAUUUUUGACCCUUAUGUGGUUUGGUUGCCUACUAUAGAAAAACGUGGGCAAGCAACACAAUGCUUAGAUGCAUGUUUUAAUGCUUGUAUGUUCAGGACAGAGCCACUUUUACUCUCAACUCAGACAUAUAGUAGAAUCACCUUGGCUCCCGUGUAAUCGAUGUUCCU
Messenger RNA from Xiphias gladius (swordfish), 8572 nucleotides. RefSeq names its product paralemmin 3 (gene palm3). The record is from RefSeq and is a predicted model, not a curated record. Lineage: Eukaryota; Metazoa; Chordata; Actinopteri; Istiophoriformes; Xiphiidae. Gene Ontology annotation, cellular component: membrane. The transcript is spliced from 9 exons. Gene Ontology annotation, biological process: regulation of cell shape. Bases 815 to 2245 code for a protein of 476 amino acids.